This is a messenger RNA of Paramuricea clavata, 543 nucleotides long. NCBI's taxonomy places the organism in Eukaryota, Metazoa, Cnidaria, Anthozoa, Malacalcyonacea, Plexauridae. The record is from the annotation of a GenBank genome assembly.
AUGGAGUCACUGAAGAUCCUUGGCGUAGACUUAGAUGAUGAAUUAAACUUUAGUAAGCACAUCAGUGAAGUAUGCAAGUGUUCCAGCCAGAAAGUGGGAGUAAUUUUAAGACUCAGAAACCUAAUCCCCACAAAAGCCAAGCUGGACCUCUAUAAAACCUCAGUCCUUCCACAAUUAACCUAUUGUCAUACAGUCUGGCACUUUUGUAAAGCAUCGGACAGACAUAAACUAGAAAGAGUGCAAGAGCGUGCAUUAAGAGCAAUAUUCAAUACGAAGGCACAUUCAUAUGAGGAAUUAUUCAAUAGAGCAAAUCUUUCCACCUUGUAUAAUAGACGACUACAAGACAUAGCAAUUCUAAUGUUCAAGGUGAAAAACAAUAUAAGUCCACUUUAUGUUAACAGAAUUUUCGAGACAGUUGACAAGGGCUAUGGCUUACGUAGUGCAGACUUCCAUAGACCCCGUUUUAAUACUGUGCAAUAUGGCAAACAAGCACUUAGAUACUUUGGACCGUAUAUAUGGCAGAUAGAGAAAAGCCAUCUUUAG